AUGGCGUCUCAGCUCCGGCUCCGCUCUGCGCUGGCCCUGGUUACAGGUUCAGGGGUUCCCUCUCUGGGUGCGGGUAGCGGCAUCGGCCGUGCGAUCAGCGUGCGGCUAGCGGCAGAGGGCGCCGCAGUGGCCGCCUGCGACCUGGACGAGGCCGCCGCACUGGACACCGUGCGGCUGCUGGGAAGCCCGGGGAGCGAGGACGGGGCGCCGCGCGGGAAGCACGCUGCCUUCCAGGCGGACGUGUCUCAGGGCCCCGCAGCCCGACGCCUGCUGGAGCAAGUGCAGGCCUGCUUUUCUCGCCCGCCAUCUGUCGUUGUGUCCUGUGCGGGCAUCACACGCGAUGAGUUUCUGCUCCACAUGUCAGAAGAAGACUGGGACUCAGUCAUAGCUGUCAACCUCAAGGGCACCUUCCUAGUGACUCAGGCUGCAGCCCAGGCUUUGGUGUCCAGUGGCAGUCGUGGCUCCAUCAUCAACAUUAGUAGCAUUGUUGGAAAGGUGGGGAAUAUCGGACAAACAAAUUAUGCGUCCUCCAAAGCAGGCGUGAUUGGGCUCACCCAGACUGCAGCCCGGGAGCUUGGACGACACGGAAUCCGAUGUAACUCAGUCCUCCCAGGGUUCAUUGCAACGCCCAUGACCCAGAAAAUGCCAGAGAAAGUGAAGGACAAGGUAACUGCAAUGAUUCCGUUGGGACACAUGGGGGACCCCGAGGAUGUAGCAGAUGUGGUUGCGUUCUUGGCAUCUGAAGACAGUGGAUACAUCACAGGGGCCGCCGUGGAAGUCAGUGGUAUGAGGCCUUCAUGGGGGGGGGGGGCGCAGGAAAACAGAACCCAGGUUGUAUGA
Messenger RNA from Grammomys surdaster, 840 nucleotides. It is a transcript of the gene Hsd17b8, whose product is annotated as hydroxysteroid 17-beta dehydrogenase 8. NCBI's taxonomy places the organism in Eukaryota, Metazoa, Chordata, Mammalia, Rodentia, Muridae. Gene Ontology annotation, biological process: estrogen biosynthetic process. The record is from RefSeq and is a predicted model, not a curated record. Gene Ontology annotation, molecular function: estradiol 17-beta-dehydrogenase [NAD(P)+] activity.